CAAUAAGCGCGUGCUUAUUAUUAUCAUCUAUUAUAUUAUUACUUAUUGUGUACUUAUACUGACGAACCGGUAGUUUAUGAAGAACUAAGCUCACUGAACCCCUCUAGAAAUGCAUUUGUAAUAUAGUAAUUCAUUGUAAUAAGAAACUAACAAGACAAGAAGAUAGAUUUGUGGUCUUUUUAUUUACUUUAUCGCCUGAUAACAUCGGACACUCUUUGUCCACACACCGCUAAAUAUGCCCCUCUGUGACGUCAUGUAAACAAACAUCAGCUGUGAGCUGGAGACACUUAAAAGAUGGGUGCAGACAUAACCAAACCAGUCCAAGCUGACGGCAACAGUAUGGAAGAAGAAAUAAGGAUGACUGAGACAGAACAAGGAGAUGUGGCGAGCAAUGAGGAAGAGUCCAGUGGAGAAAUGUCCAACAACAGUCCUGUUAAAAGAGGAAGGGGGUGGCCACAAGGUUCAAAGAAUUUGAAGGUUAGCGGCAUUUCCGACAGUGCAAACAUGACCGAACUAGUCCAAGCUGACGGCAACAGUAUGGAAGAAGAAAUAAGGACGACUGAGGCAGAACAAGGAGAUGUGGCGAGCAAUGAGGAAGAGUCCAGUGGAGAAAUGUCCAACAACAGUCCAGUUAAAAGAGGAAGGGGGAGGCCACAAGGUUCAAAGAAAUUGAAGGUUAAAGACAUUUCCAACGGUGGGUCCACACAGCCCCCGAGGGGAAGAGGGCGUCCAAAACUCACGAAACCCACAAAGCAGGACGGAUCGGGAGACAACGAUGCUGAUAAUUCUGUGCAAACUCCUAAGAAAAGAGGCAGGCCAAGUAAGUCUCUCAGCAAAAACACCGAUGCUAAAGACUUACCGAACGGUGAAUCGGAUACACCAAAAGCAAAAAGGGGUCGUCCAAAAGGAUCCACGAAGCGCAAGUCAGAAAGUUUAACAGGUGAUGAGGAUGAGGAUGAGGAUGAGGAUGAGGAAGAGGAUGAGGAUGAGGAUGAGGAUGAAGAUGAAGAGGCUCAAAGUGGCUCUCCUGGUAAGAAACGCAGGCUGAGAGAGGUGAAGGAGGACGCUGGUGGAAGCAGAAGGAGGAGAGGUCGGCCCAGUAAGGUGCAGGCGACAUCAAAUGGCAUCUCAGCAACGCCUCAUAGAGGGAGGGGUAGGCCAAAAAAGAGCGGAGAUGGCUCCCAGCCAGCUAAGAGGGGAAGAGGUCGACCUAAAGGCUCCUUAAACAAGAGCACCCCUGCAUAUAAGGUUCCCGGUAAGGUAGGCCGGCCUAAGAGUACUCCGUCCAAAAGAGGGAGGCCUGGUCGACCAAGAAAAGAACCAGCCAAAAGAGGAAGGCCAAGGAAGCACCCUCUGCCGUCAGCUGAGGAGCUGAAAAAGCCAAGAGUAUGGAAGCCGCUGGGAAGGCCGAGAAAAUACCCACGUGUUGAUUCUCCAGAGGAGUCUGAAACAGCCGCUCGCAGAGGCCGCGGUCGGCCUUUCAAGGCCGAGUCGAAGAAAGGCGCUCACUUACGCAAGAGUUUGCCUGCCUCCAAUGUCGGAUCCCCGAGAAAAAGGGGCCGUCCCCCAGUUACUCCAAAAAGUGAUACUGGCACCCAGCGGAGAAGGGGCCGCCCUAAAGGAUCAGUCAACAAAAAUAAAGCCAGACGUGAGGCACAGCUCGACAGCGAACUCCCUGACAAUUCAAAAGAAGAGAGUGAUUCAUCUCCUGUUGGGGAGGAACAUGUAGAGCCAGCAGAAGAGGAGGUGGAGCAUGACGUCGAGGCAGCCCUCGAGGAUGACACCGAGACAGCCAUCGAGCUCGAGGAAAAUACUGAAGAAUCGCUCAUUGAUCAGGAUGCAAGCUUUGAAGUUAGUAACCAGGCUUGAUAAACCAUCCCGGUCUGACCAAAAAGUUGCUGUAGUAGUUGCUGCUGCUGCAUAGAAUUCAAUCUUGUCAAUGAAAACACACGUUUUUAACAUUUUGUCAGUCGGGUAGGCUAGAUAUUCAGCAGCUCUUCUGUUUUCCCGACUAACUUGUCCAUCUUGUUCUAUUGUGCUUGAUUUUAUUUUUUUAUUUUUAAGUACUUUAUUUCUGUCUUAUGAGUAAGCAGUAGUACUAAUAAUCUUUUUACUGGAACUGGCAUGUCGAGGUUUGUUAUUAUAGACUGAUUGUUCCAGUUUUCAUUUAUCUUUCAGAUGUAGUGUUUUUUAACUGUCUAACUGUAACUGUAAAACGGUUGCUGGGGAAUGACUCGGAAGGGAAAAAAGUCCAAACAACGGUUGGAGAAAAAUAAAGAAAAGUCCUGCCAUCACAUCGGGGCUAUCUUCUGUUCCGCGAACUUCUGUAACUCAAUACAAUCUCUCAUUCUGCAUUUCUUUCGUCACUCUUUCUGAAAAAGUUAUGAUAGAUUGAUUGUUAUAAUGAUUAGAACUUGGAAAUGUUCUUUUUUGUCUUAUCAAUAUUUUUAUGGUAACAAUGUGAAAACAACGCAGAAGGGGUCACUUGUAGCUAUGAACCUACAGAUAAUUUUUUUCUACCUGAAUCUGCAGCUCCCCUCGGCUUUACAGAGCUUUAGAGUGUGUUUCAGCUGAUUGUUUAUCUCUCCGGCCGCAACUUUGUGGUUUUAGUUCACUGUCACUGCUCUCAUGUUAUUAUUUUCAGCAGCAGCAGCAGGUGGCUGUUUUCAGCAAAAAAAAAAGUCUAGAAAAGCCAUUGUAAAAAGCAGACAGACACCGUAAGCCACUGGCUGGUAACAUAGUGGAGCAUUUAGCAGCCAGCUAUUUCCCUCAGGAGUUGGUAGAGACUAAAAAAGAGUGAAUAUUGAACUAUUGGUCACAAACACAACUACAAAUGAUUUGAAGAGGAUAUCUUGCUUUUGGAAAAACACCCGCAGGUUGCGCUCUCACUUCUAUUGAGAGCCUGUGAGGAGAGUUUGAAGACUUGCGAGAUUAAAUGUGUCUAAAUGAUGUCAGAAUUUUCUCAAUGUCAUUUCACAGGGUUUUGUUUUGCCUUAAUUGCCAAAGCUUUGAAUGUACCAUCAGUUUCAGUUACAUAGAUCAAUGAGUUGCCCUGCACAGAUUAGCUUCUCAACCUUCACUCUACAUGCAUUCCUCAACAGGACUUAAAGCUCUGUAUGAAACGCCUUCCCGCCGCACAGUUACUUUAGUUCCACCUGUUGCUAUAGUUAGUUCACUAUUUUCUCUAAAUGUUUAGACGUAGCUGUGAAGCCUUUUCUUUUUUGUUUUUUUAACUUGUGACUGUCAUGAGAUUAAAUUCACGCGAUUUGAUUGAUUUCACAAACAUUCAUUUACUUGUAUUUUUUUUUUUUGGCACAUUGUUUAAAAAUUAUGUGACAUGACUUGUACAUCAUUAUUACUCAUUAACACCUUUAGGGUUGGGUCAAACAAUUGAAGCUUAUAAUUGCCAAAUUGUGUUUCGGUGUGCCAUGUUAAUCAAAUUCAAAAUUAAAUCUGGGUUUGUGAAGUCAAAUCAGUUUAAGUGGACAUAUUUGGAUUUUGAAUGUUUUGAACAAGAAGUCAAUUUGUGCGAUUAUACUCUUGAAAUAAAAUGUUGAUCUUGCUGUUUUAUUUUC
Molecule: messenger RNA, 3575 nt
Organism: Sebastes umbrosus (honeycomb rockfish)
Lineage: Eukaryota; Metazoa; Chordata; Actinopteri; Perciformes; Sebastidae
Product: chromosomal protein D1-like
Exons: 3
Coding region: 295-1869 (524 amino acids)
Molecular function (GO): DNA binding
Source: RefSeq, a predicted model, not a curated record